Molecule: messenger RNA, 1551 nt
Organism: Exophiala bonariae
Lineage: Eukaryota; Fungi; Ascomycota; Eurotiomycetes; Chaetothyriales; Herpotrichiellaceae
Exons: 9
Coding region: 1-1551 (516 amino acids)
Biological process (GO): transmembrane transport
Cellular component (GO): plasma membrane
Molecular function (GO): transmembrane transporter activity
Source: RefSeq, a predicted model, not a curated record
AUGGCCAACCAUCCAGACAUGACCGACCUCGAAUCUAACGGAACCAAUAUAGUCGGCGUAAGCUCACCUAACAAGGACCUGGCCUUGACAAUCAACGACGAGAAGCCCUCUGUCGAAUAUGUGGCAAAUUUCAAGAAGACGGCAGAUGGUCGCACAAUUCUUGCCCCGCAACCAAGUGAUGACCCUGAAGACACAUUGAACUGGCCAAACAGGAAAAAAUGGGCCAUCUUGGCUGUCGUAGCCUAUUGUGCAGCCAUGCCUGAUAUGCAGGCCGGUUUUGGCAUACCAUUGGUGGUGCCACAGUCGGUGUACUGGAACAUCUCCAUCCAAGACUCAGGCCGCUCAAUGUCUGGCAAUGUCUUCAUGAUCGGCGUUGGUAGUCUGUUAUCUGUCCCCUUCGUUCAGAGAUAUGGCCGACUCCCGGUUUUGUGGUGGUCGAUGUUUCUUUCCUUCUGGAUGACACUCGCUGCUACUCUCGUUACGGACCAUAUCUCAUUCAUUAUCGUGCGCUGCUUGCAGACGACAUUCUCUGCAGCGCCUCAAGUGAUUGGGUUGUCGUUCAUUUACGAUAUGUUCUUCUUCCACCAACACGCACGCGCAAUUGGCAUAUGGGCUUGGGCUUUUGUCGAGUCACCUUUCGUAGGACCCUUCAUCAGCGGUCUAAUCGCCCAAUACUAUAGUUGGCGACACUCUUUCGGUGCUUGCACUGCAUUUACCGGUUUAGCUGCGCUGUUGGUCCUGCUGUUUUGCCAAGAGACGCUUUAUGAUCGUCAUAAACCAGAAGUGCAGGACCCCCCAUCCAAGUCAAAGUCGGUUGUAGGCAGGCGACUUGAAAUUCUCACUGGCAUCUAUGGCGCCAAAGUAAGAGGACGCCCUUCGCUCUGCACAAGCGCCCGGAGGAUUGUCGCUGUGGCUUCAAAGCCAUAUUUUCUGCUCCUUUUGAUAUCCUACGGCUUGAGUUUCGCUUGGUCGGUUGGCAUCAACACAAGCUUGAAUUUGAUCUUGUUCACACCCAUCGAAGCUGGAGGCUAUAGCUACACCCAAUUGAACGUUGCAUUGCUCUAUAUUGCUCCUAUUGCUGCAACUGCACUGGGCGAAUUCUUCGGACACUUUUUCAACGACUGGAUUGCGAACAAAUACAUUCGAAAACAUGAUGGACUAUUCGAGCCAGAGAUCCGUCUAUGGGCUUCGUACGUUGGCCAACCUUUGAUGGCUGGAGGCCUUGUUUGUCUGGGCUUUAGUCUGCAACGCCACCUAUCCUGGGUAGCGAUUGCAUUUGCUUGGGGUAUCUAUGUUUUCGGAAGUCUGAUGACUACAGUUGCCAUCACCGCGUAUGCCUUGGACGUUUUCAAGGAAGAAGCUGCGGAAGCUGCGGCUCUUAUCAACUUCUUUCGAACUGUCGCGGGCUUUAUUGUUAACUACUUCCAGGUGCGAUGGGCUGCCGCAGUAGGAUCUGAUGCCAGUUUUGGGACGCAGGCUGCAAUUUGUGGGAUUGCAUGGAUUCUCAUAGGGAUCGUGCAACGGCAGGGCAGACAGUGGCGCAAAAGAUGA